AGACAAAAAUCCUCUUCUAUAUACAAUCCACACCUCUUGUUAGGUGUUGCGGUCCAUCAACUUUGUACCUUUUAAAUUUUCAGAUUGACCCGACUAAGCGUCGCCAAACAUUUAAACGUAUCAAUCUGUUGCUCAAGCAGGCUGCAUCACUAGACCAAGCAUACUCAGGAAAAUUGUUAUUUUCUGAAAAUUUUGAAAGAAGGGAUAUUGGAGGUGGAGGAGAGCUUUGCUGGGGGUUUAAGCAGUCUCUCAAAGAAACUCAAAUGGGCAUGUCCCUCAAUUUGCAGAUGUCUGCCAGGGCUUAUUAUCAGCCCACGUUAGUCUACGAUUUUACUAGAGAGUUUCUCGGGAGAGAUACAUCAGGGCCACUUUCAGCCGGAGAACAUCGUAAGGUCGCAAAAGCUGUCAAAGGCCUUAAGGUGGAAGUUGAUGGUGAGAAUUACACCAGAAAGUUUAAUGUUCUAGGGUUGACCACAGAACCGCUUGGAGACCUAAGGUUUGUUGAAAGCUACACACCGCUGAAUCUAAAUUUUCCUGCCAUAUUAAUCGGGACUGCAAUAUCGCCCAAAUAUAUUCCAAUGGAGCUUUGCAGAAUAGCUCCUGGGCAAAGUUAUCCUCUGACCAAUCGAAAGCAAGCGGACAGAUUUCAUAUGUACGCAUGCGACCCCCCGUUGCACAGAAAAAAUAACAUAUGCAUGACGGUUAGAGAUAAUAAGUACAAUAUCAAUAGUUUGGUGAGAGUGACUGAACAGAUGACAACUAUAGAUGCACGGGUUCUUCCACCACCCGCUAUCACCUAUUAUUCUUCAGUGGAAGGCUUGAAAGACUUUAUCCCAGUCAACGGUCAAUGGACGUUGACUGAUAAGAACUUCGUGAAUGCUGGAACGGUUAAUCGUUGGGGCAUUGCCAACUUCUCCCGAAGAAAUAUCUAUGGUAUAGGCUACUUUUGUGGUAAAGUCGUUCAGAUGUGCAGGAAGAUGGGAAUGGUAUUUAAUCCCAUACCCAUGUUCCAAAGAUCUUAUCCGCCUGUCGACAUUGCCAAGAUUCUAAAGGAUAUCAAGGCUGAGUACCACCAUCUAGACCUUUUAUUUGUGAUACUUCCGGACGACAAAGAAGUAUACGCUAUCAUUAAACGAGUCUGCGAAACGGAUAUUGGGGUAAUCACCCAGUGUUUUAGACAUAGAAAUGUGGAAGAAGUCACAAAUGACUAUCUUGAGCACGUGGCUUUGAAGAUUAAUGUUAAGGUGGGGGGCAGGAAUACUUUUUUGUCUGCAGCUCACAAUAGAACCCUCCGAUAUGUUAGUGAAGUUUUUACCAUAAUUAUGGGGGCUGAUGUAACACACCCAAUACCAGGAGACAGAUCCAGCCCUUCGAUUGCUGCUGUGGUAGCAUCUAUGGACUGGCCCGAACUAACGAGGUACAGAGCCAUGUUCUCUGCACAGUCGAAUGGGAUGGAAAUAAUUCAGGAUGAACGUUUAAUAAGGGAGCAAUUGCUAUCCUUUUACCAAACACAUGGAAAACCUGAAAGAAUUAUAUACUAUAGAGACGGAGUUGGUGAUAGCCAGUUUAGACGGCUCCUAGACAGCGAACUGGGCCUCAUCCGCAAGGCUUGUGAAUCCUUGGCCGAGAAUUAUAGACCUAAUGUGACUUUUAUAGUCAUGAUAAAACGACACAAUACUCGCCUCUUUCCUUCGUUGGAUCAUGAUAGCAGUGGCAAUGUUCUUCCUGGUACUGUGGUUGAUACGCAAAUCUGUAACCCGACUGAUUUCAACUUCUUUCUAUGCAGUCAUGCUGGUAUUAAGGGAACGAGUCGGCCCGCCCACUACUAUCUUCUUCAUGAUGAGAAUGGAUUCACUGCUGAUGGGUUGGAAAGGCUUACAUAUGAUUUGUGCUAUAUAUGUGUAAGGGGUACCCGAUCGAUUUCAAUUGUCGCCCCGGUGUAUUAUGCAGAUUUAGCUGCGUAUCGUGCUCGCUGCUACAUUGAAGGAGAUCGUGCUGAAAGGCAAGUGGCUGAUGAAUUAAUAGAGUUACCAGCGAUUCAUGAAGAUCUCAGAAAUGUGAUGUUCUACUGUUAGGUGAGUUUGUAGGGAUUAUUCAAAGUGGAAAUUUUGGAUUUGAUAUGUUUGUUAGAUCAUCCCCCUGUCGAUUGAUGUAAAUAAUAGUUAGUAUAUUGCAAAAAAGAGUGUGCUUUGCUGCCAAGCAUGCUACAUGUGACAGCAUUCUAUGAUGAUAUGAUAGUUCUGAAUAGAAAGGUUAACUGUUGGUAUUACUUAGAAAA
Molecule: messenger RNA, 2278 nt
Organism: Erigeron canadensis
Lineage: Eukaryota; Viridiplantae; Streptophyta; Magnoliopsida; Asterales; Asteraceae
Product: protein argonaute MEL1-like
Exons: 18
Coding region: 264-2075 (603 amino acids)
Biological process (GO): regulatory ncRNA-mediated post-transcriptional gene silencing
Cellular component (GO): cytoplasm
Molecular function (GO): protein binding; nucleic acid binding
Source: RefSeq, a predicted model, not a curated record